Messenger RNA from Drosophila subobscura, 2415 nucleotides. RefSeq lists its product as uncharacterized. The record is from RefSeq and is a predicted model, not a curated record. Gene Ontology annotation, cellular component: nucleus. Lineage: Eukaryota; Metazoa; Arthropoda; Insecta; Diptera; Drosophilidae. Gene Ontology annotation, molecular function: RNA polymerase II cis-regulatory region sequence-specific DNA binding; DNA-binding transcription factor activity; zinc ion binding. Gene Ontology annotation, biological process: regulation of transcription by RNA polymerase II.
GACCUUCACAACACUAGACAUAUUUAAUGUGAUUUAUUUGCUAUUCUUUCAAAAGCCAACAAAAAAGCGACUACACAGCUCAAAUCGGAGGAAUGUUUAUCCAAUAUUUAUAAAUAUAUGUAGGACUAUCGCAAUACGAUGGAAUUCUGCACAGAUUUCAGUAGCUGGGAUAGGGGCACCAUCGAGGCGUGCCGCACUUGCGGCACUUAUUUCGACAUCGACGAUGGUCUGAUUAAACCCAUAUUUCUCCCGACGGCCGGUGUCGACGCCAAAUCUGAUGUUGGGAUGGCUGAAAUCCUGCAGCAGCUGAGCGCAUGGAACUUAUUGGUAACAAAGGAAGACGGUCGUCCGCAGUACAUGUGCAUUUCCUGCAUUGCCGAAUUCCAGAGACUGUUGCAAUUCAAGUGCAGCUGCCUCGAGGCCCAUGAGCAGUACGCAGGGCAUCAGCUAACUCCUGGUAUAAAGAUAAAAAAUGAACUCGAAAUCCAGGCGGAGGAGAAGUUCUGUGGCUUCAUCUAUCUCGACUCGGACGAGGAAGUGAGCGACGAAGAUGGCAGCCGACGGGUCUCCGCAGCCUUCGAUAUUCAACAUGUGCCCAUUAAGGAAGAGCAUAUGGCCCGAGUGCCGACACAACAGAGUGAAAUUAAGUUUGUGCCGCCCCAACCGCAGCCACUGCUUCCGCUGGUGGGCUCUCCCAAAGAAGAACUUGAUGUUGGUGGGAUGACCAAUGAAAGUGGAAGCAAUGCCAAUAACAUUUCCUUUGUUAGUGAAAGCAAUCCCAAUGCCAUAUCGUAUGAAAUUGAAAAUGAGAAUGAUAAUGAGAGCGACGAAGAAGAAGUCCUCAAAUUCACAUACGACGAUGACGAAGAUGCCAUGAUCAUUCCCCAGCCUAUGCAAUCCACGUCUGUUCUCUGUAAGAUCUGCUUCCAGGAGAUACCCAACCAGCUUUACCAGACGCAUAUGGAGCGCAUGCACCUGUCCAAGGAUUGGGAGUGUCAUCUCUGUGGCAAGAAGUUCUUGAAUUCUAAAGAGUCACGUCUGAAGUUGCACAUGAAAUGGCACAAACUGCAGCGCCGCCUGAAAUGCCCGAUCUGUGGCUUCUUUUGCAACUCAAAGGAGACCCUCAAGGAUCACAAGCGAGCCGUGCACUCGCGUACCGUCUGCCAAUAUUGUGGAAAGGUUAUGAAACCCAAUAUUCUGCAGUCGCAUAUGAAGAAGCAUCUGGAUGAACGUGAAGCUGAGUUGGCCCAAAAGCUGGCAUCUGCAGAAUGUCCAGCCACUUCUGCUUCAGACCAGAAGCUGAUUCCUGUCAAGGAUUUUGGUCCAUUCUCUGCAGGCGAAAGCAAGCUCAAAGUUGUGAACCAUCUGCGACCACCGUCUACUUCCUCUGCAGUCCAGAAACUGACACUUUUGGACCAGCCAGAGACGGCAUCUGCAGCCCAGGAACGUGCCUCAAUGCAGACUCAAGUUCCGCUUUCUCCAUUGCCUUUUAAGGAAAAUAAGGAGAUUUUAGAUACUUCUUCGCCCAUCCAGCACCAUCAAACAUUUGAGGCCUUUCCGGGGCCCAUUUCUCCAGUUCCGCUGAAUAAUCCAGUUCAGCAUCAAAGCAUCAAAAGCUGCACUCUCCAGUCAAGCAGCAACAGAAGCUACAAUCUCCAGUUCAGCAGCAGAACCAACAAUCUCCAGCAGCAGCAGAAGCUGCAGUCUCCACUCCAGCAGCAGACGCUGCAUUCUCCCCACCAACAGCAAAAGGAGCAGCAAAAACCUGAGGACACUCCAGUGACUUGCUCUCCCGUGAUACCAUUUUGUGUCAUCCAAUGCGCCUUCUGCAGCGAAAAGUUUGAGAAGCCCCAGCAACUGCAGGACCAUGUGCUGAACAAACACAAGGAUAUGAAUAGUCCACCAACAAAAAUCAAUCCACUGCAGCAGCCCUUACCAAUAGCCAUUAACAUGGACAUGGACACCGAUGAGACCUUCUUCGAAUCGGAUUUAACUUCUUCUGAUCAGGUAUCAUCCAAGCUGGAUGUAAGCCAGAAUAUGAGCUCUACCAGCUGCAAUUCCUCCAUUAACAAUUCCUACGACAAAUCCUACUGCAAGUGUCACAUAUGCGGCAAGGAAUUCGAUUUGAAAAUCAAACUUAAUCGACAUCUCAAGCAGCACAAUAAGGCUCCCUUCUAGACUCUGUGUGCUGUCACUUUUUCUUUGUGAUUUUUUUGGUUGAAUCCUAAAUAAAUGCAUUUUUAAUUUUAAGUCUGGGUUCUAGCUCUUUUCAACUUUCAAGUGCACAAAUUGCGUCAGUUCUUUCCUUGGAAAAUUCAUUUGAAAUUCAUUCAUUUCAUCUAUCAUUUACAUAUUGUCUAAGCCAAUCGUAGUUUAAGCUAAGAAUCUAAGUCGAAAAAUUCAAGACUUACAAAC